Molecule: messenger RNA, 3591 nt
Organism: Daphnia carinata
Lineage: Eukaryota; Metazoa; Arthropoda; Branchiopoda; Diplostraca; Daphniidae
Product: homeobox protein 5-like
Exons: 2
Coding region: 1066-3114 (682 amino acids)
Source: RefSeq, a predicted model, not a curated record
ACGUUUCGCUUCUUUGUUUUGUUUUUGAAAAAUUAAGACAAUUGUACGAUCGUGUUACACGAGAGACGAAGAAAGACGAUCUGAAGUUUGAACAAAACAAAAAAAAAAAAAAAAAAGGGAAAUGUGCGGAGUCGGAACGGAUUUGCCACCGUCGUACGACGAUGUCGUGUCCGAGACAGACGUCGAAAACGGCAGUUGUUUCGUGACUGAACGUCCGUGCGCACCGUCUGCUCCCAGUCUUGAGCUUGUCAACAUGUUGGACGCUAGUCAUCCGCACGCAUCGGGCAAAAGUGUCACGACCAAUCGGCCCUUGUCUCCGUUUGGACGGACGGGACGACGACGACGUCCCGUCCGCCCCGUUCAACCCGAUUUGAAUCACGGAUUGGACCCGACCCAAAUCAGACAGAGGAUCGUUUGCAAACAGGGUUGCGGCUGUUUUGAUCUCUUGCUCAGCCUUUUCGGCCCAUAAGCCGCCAUCUUGCUUCCCCUUCCCCAUUUUUCAAUUUUUUUUUGUUUUUUUUUUACAACAAACAAAAAUCCAAUAGUAUUCAUUUUCAUCGUAUCAUUUCCCCUCCCCCAACCUAACGGCUUGAAAUUACAUACAAAAAACGCGCGUGCCUUUUUUUUUUUUUUGUCUGUGUUAUUUUGCCGGAAGGCCGGAAGUUUCCAUGUCCUUUUUUUCUUUCCCACAUUGGAAAAAAAAAAAAAAAGACACACAAUUUAGGUCACUGCUAUUAUUCCAAAACAACCGAAAAGACGGAAUAGAACGGGAGGGAAAGAAAAACGAACGACACGAGCUUUAGAGCACAGCGUGUGAAUGGCAAUUUGAUGGAACGCGAGAUGGCCCGGAUUAGAUUUUUUAAAAGAAAGAAAGUUCCUAGAUGGACCCGUUUUUUUUUUUUUCUUUUUUUUUUUUGUUCUGUUCACAUUCUUUUGCUUAAAAAAAAAAAACAAAAUACCGCAAUAAAACAAAAACAAAAAACAAUCCGCCAAUGCAAAAAUAUAUAAAACAGGUUAGCCGUGCGCGUGUGUAAAAAAAAACAAAAAACAAAAACAAAAACCGGAAUGGGACGUCUACGACGUGGUCAUAGUUUGGAAGUCAUCUUUGAAGACGAAACGUCAGAAUUCCAGCCAUCGAUCGCCCGGCUAGAAGAGGAAGAAUUGACCGAUGAGUGGCAGAGCUACCGACGACUGAGCCGACGCCAGAUCCUCGUGCAGCAGCAAGAAGAAUUCCAGACGUCCGUCCAGGUGACCCUGUGCUCGCAGUGUUGCGUCGCCUCGACCGAGAUGGACCACGACGCGCCUCAGGCCGAUGCGGCGCCUCACUUGCCGGCCGGCCCGCGACGGCGCAACUCGACGUACUUGGCGCUGGCGUGCGCCAACGCCGUCAGCCAGGGCGCCAUGACGCGCAGCCUGCGGCAAAUGUUUGAAAGUCAGCCGGUGCGCGAGACGCAGCCGCUGCUCAGCCGGGCAGAGAUCAAACAGCAAAUUCAAGCGGCCCGGCUGCGUCGCAACAGCAUCGCCGUCCUCUAUCCGAGGAGCAACCAGAGCCUGUCGGAGGCCGACGACAUCGUGACGGCCGUUCCGGCCGUCGUCAUCGACGCUGUUCCCGCCCCUGCUGUACAGCCGGCCAAGCCGUCCGUCCUCUCCGUUGAAUCGCCUCUCCCAUCGGCUGGCCCGAUGGACGACGCUCAAAACGAGCCGCCCGUAUGCGUUCGCUGCGAUAAAUGCUCGUCCAUCUUAACCAGUUCGCCCGUCGCAGUGUCCGUCGUCAUCAACAACAACAACAACAACAACAACAACAAUAAUAAUAAUAAUAAUAAUAAUAAUAAAAGAAACGUUGGCGAAACGAAAAUGGAAGAAGAAACGCAAGAACAAGGCAAUGCUUCGCCCAGCAAAUUAAUGCCGACCAACCGCGAAGUAGUCGAAGAGGAACUGCCCAAGCCGGACACGGUCAAGAACGCGCGUUGCCUCUUUGAAUCGAGUUUGAUGGAAGCCAACAAGAACAACAACAAUUUCAGCACGUUGCAACACGUCAAAUCGAACCCAUCGAGCAAAAUCUUGCGAUCCGAGUCGAGCAUGACGCUGGAUCGGGCCGGCGCUCGCAGCUCCUCCGUGGCCGGCCGGCCGCCGUUCCGCUGGCCGUCGAGACAGGAGCACUUGCGCAACCGAUCGCCAUCGCCAUCGCCUUCCCCAUCGCCGAUUCCGGCCCUCAAUCUGCCCGCAAAGUCGGCCAAAAUCGCAUCGACUUUGCCGUCGUACUACCGCAGUUCGCCGUCGUUGACGCAGUACCGUUCGUCGCGCCACUCUCUUCACUCGACCGACGUCGAGAGCUACGUUUCGGAAGGCGGAAGCGACUGCUGGAGCAGCAGCGAUUUGGAGAGCGAGGCCAGCUAUUCGUCAUGCGGCGGCGGCGGCGGCGGCGGCGGCCGCGAUGACUUGUCCGAUAGCCUGGACGGGAUGCGCUACAUAUCGCCGGAUGUGAUGGAGAAAAUCCGCUCUUACGGCAUGACUCUCACCUUCGUCAACGGCAAAAUGGUUGACGAUGACGAUGACGAUGACGAGCCGGAAGUGAUUGCUAAAGAGGCCGCUACUAGGAAGGUCGUCCAAUCGAUCCGUUCUGCCGGACAGAGCCAACCGAUAACGGCCCACAAGAAAUGCGAUCCUUCCGCGACGCACGUCGCCCCACCCUCGGCCAAGAAGACGGUGGCCAAACAACAGCAAGAGGCCGGCAGCAGUCCGCAGCCUCGCAUCGUGGCCUGCCUUCCCAAACAGGAAGCGGACAAGCCGGACAAAAACAACAAGAAAAACAACAACAACACCAAAGUGCAAUUCAACAAGAAGAUGCGCCACAGUUCGGGCGAAUCUUCGGCCAGUUCUGGCGUCAGUUCCGGUACUUCCAACGGAGCCGGAAGCGAUGGAAGCGAGCACAACUCGCCUUUCGCUACGCUGAAACGCACGAAAUCGGCGGAUGCGGACCACACGGUGGAACGCAGUCCGUCGCCCGGCCCUCGCCAAUCAGGCACGGUCAAAGCCGUCGGCUCCUCCCCUUUUGGAUGCUAUUCCGUCGUCUACAGCUUCAGCGCUUCCGCACGCAGCCCAAUGUACGUCUGAAUCAAUUCACACACACCCCACCCCACUUCUAAUCCAUUUGACUUCCAUUCCCUUUCCGAUUCGCAGCUUUUAUUUUUUUUAAUAUAAAAACUGUUUUUUUUUUAACAUUUUCUGCAAUUCCUUAAAGUCAUCCGUUUCAUUUUUUUUUUUUUUUUAAGAACUCCGCAGGCGCGAUUCAUCAAGUUUUUUUAAAAUUAUUACAAUAAUAAAUAAUUGCAAAUUUUAUAUAUCCUAGAUUUCGUUUUUUUUUUUUUUAGAAAACAUCCCCUUUCCCCCUAAAAUGUAAUCUGCCUUACCCCCCCACACACACAUCCGCAUUGGCGGAAUAUCUUAUAUAGCGUUUGCGUGCAUAUAAUUAAUCAUAUGAAUUGCCGAGAGGAGCGAAGAGAUUUGUUCAAUUUGAUGAUGAUAAAAAAACAAAAAAAAAAAACAAAAAAAAGAAAGAGAAAAUACAAUGAACGGAUGACUCACUUUUAA